UGGACUGCACCUGAAGUUAAAAAAAAAAAAAAAAAAAAGCGCCCACCGUCGCCUGGUUUCGACGUUGUUCGGCUUGUUGUUUGAAUGCCAGUCCGCUCGGAGGUUUGCUGAAAGCGGCUGCGGUGAUAUAAAAGUACAGUAUUAUUCCAGUCAUGAAGAAAUCUGGCAAAAAGGCAACUCUGGACUUAAACUGAGACGAGACGAAGGGAGAAAGAGAGGGAGACAGAGCUGACAUCCCCUUUACACAUUUCACAGGUUCUAGCUGGCCAAUGCCGGGCCCGUCGUGGACAUCUGGUGGCGGUAGUAGCAGUAGUGUGUAUGUGAGUGUGGUCCCCGGCGCCUAGCCCAUGUCCAGCCCAUAAUGCCGUCGUCCACACGGAAAGGAGUGCCGAAGGACCCCGAGCUGGCCGACCUCUUCUUCAAAGAUGACCCCGAGGACGUCUUCUGUGACCUGCACGAGAUCGGACAUGGCAGCUUUGGGGCCGUCUACUUUGCACGUAACUCCUACUCCAACGAGGUGGUGGCCAUCAAAAAGAUGUCCUAUAAUGGCAAGCAGACUACCGAAAAGUGGCAGGACAUCAUUAAGGAAGUCAAGUUUUUGGGACAGCUGCGGCACCCAAACACGAUUGAGUACAAAGGCUGCUACUUGAAAGACAACACUGCCUGGCUGGUGAUGGAGUACUGCCUGGGCUCCGCGUCAGAUUUACUAGAGGUUCACAAGAAACCACUCCAAGAGGUGGAAAUUGCUGCCAUUACCCACGGUGCCUUGCUAGGACUGGCUUACCUACAUUCCCAUAAUAUGAUUCACAGAGAUGUGAAAGCUGGUAACAUCCUGCUGACUGAGCUGGGUCAAGUCAAACUGGCCGACUUUGGCUCCGCCUCCAUUGCCUCACCUGCCAACUCCUUUGUGGGAACACCUUACUGGAUGGCCCCAGAAGUGAUCCUAGCCAUGGACGAGGGUCAGUACGAGGGAAAAGUGGACAUCUGGUCCCUGGGGAUCACCUGUAUUGAACUGGCGGAGCGUAAACCACCCUUGUUCAACAUGAACGCCAUGAGUGCCUUAUAUCACAUCGCCCAGAACGACUCUCCCACGCUGCAGUCAAAUGAGUGGUCCGACCCCUUCCGGAGCUUUGUUGACUACUGCCUACUGAAAAUUCCUCAGGACAGACCCUCGUCAGGGGAGCUGCUACGACAUGACUUUGUGCGACGAGAACGCUCGCCGCGCAUUCUCAUCGACCUCAUCCAGAGGACCAAGGAUGCGGUGCGCGAGCUGGACAAUCUGCAGUAUCGCAAGAUGAAGAAGAUCCUCUACCAGGAGAAACACAACGGGCCCAUGGGGGAGAGCCAGGAGGAGGAAGAGGACAGCGAGGCAGCCAGCUGCAAGAUGAACAGCCUGGGCAGCAACCACUCCAUCCCCAGCACCUCGGUCAGCACGGGUAGCCAGAGCAGCAGCGUGAACAGCAUGCAGGAGGUGCUGGAUGACAGCUGCUCCGACAUGACCAUGAUGCACCCCCAGGACUACAGCAGCACCCUGGACUCCUCCCCGCACACCAAGAAGGACCAUCAGUACAACUGGGACGAUGGGAUCCACAGAGACCACCGACCAGAGCUGAGGCCAGUCUCCUCUGACAAGAGCAGCCAUGCCCAAAACUACAAAAACCAGGGCCGCUUUGCAACCAUAAAGUCAGCUUCACUAGUGACCAAACAGAUCCACGAGCAUGAGCAGGAAAGCGAGCUGCGGGAGCAGAUGUCGGGCUACAAGCGCAUGCGGCGGCAGCACCAGAAGCAGCUGAUCGCCCUGGAGAACAAGCUAAAGGCCGAGAUGGACGAGCACCGGCUCAAGCUGCAGAAGGAGGUGGAGACGCAGGCCAACAACGCCUACAUCGAGCUGGAGAAGCUGGCAAAGCGCCACGCCGUGCACACCGAGAAAGAGAUGAAGACGGCGCUGACAGAUGAGAAGAAGUUCCAGCAGCAGAUCGUGGCCCAGCAGAAGAAGGAGCUCACCACUUUCCUGGAUAAUCAAAAAAAGCAGUACAAACUCUGCAAGGAGAAGAUAAAGGAGGAGAUGAACGAGGACCAUAGCACACCCAAGAAGGAGAAGCAGGAGCGACUGUCAAAGCACAAGGAGAAUAUGCAGCAUUCCCAGGCCGAGGAGGAGGCCCAUCUCCUGGCCCAGCAGAGAGUUUUCUACGACAGGAACUGCCGCGCCUUCAAGCGCAAGGUCAUGAUCAAGAGACACGACUUGGAGCAGGAGCAGAUCCGAGAGGAGCUGAACAAGAAGAAGACCCAGAAGGAGAUGGAGCACGCCAUGCUGAUCCGCCACGAUGAGUCCACGCAGGAGCUGGAGCAGAGGCAGCUGAAGACUCUGCAGAAGCUGCGGAUGGACCUGAUCCGCCUGCAGCACCAGACGGAGCUGGAGAACCAGAUCGAAUACAACAACAGACGCGAGCGCGAACUCCACCGCAAGCACGUGCUGGAGCUCCGGCAGCAGCCCAAGAACCUCAAAGCGUUGGAGCUGCAGAUCAAGAAGCAGUUCCAGGACACGUGUAAGGUGCAGACCAAGCAGUACAAGGCCCUGCGCCACCACCAGAUGGAAGUUACGCCCAAGGCCGAGCACAAGACGGUGCUCAAGGCCCUGAAGGACGAGCAGACACGCAAGCUGGCCAUCCUGGCUGAGCAAUACGAGCAGAGCAUCAACGAGAUGAUGGCCUCGCAGGCGCUGCGUCUGGACGAGGCCCAGGAAGCCGAGUGCCAGGCCCUGAGGCAGCAGCUGCAGCAGGAGAUGGAGCUGCUCAAUGCCUACCAGAGCAAGAUCAAGAUGCAGACCGAGGCGCAGCACGAGCGCGAGCAGCAGAAGCUGGAGCAGAAGGUGUCGCUGCGCCGGGCUCACCUGGAACAAAAGAUUGAAGAGGAGCUGGUUUCCCUUCAGAAGGAGCGAACCGACCGGAUCAAACACCUGCUGGAGCGCCAGGAGCGGGAGACCGACAGCUUCGACAUGGAGAGCCUGCGUCAGGGCUUCGGCAACCUGGGCACCCUGGACUUUCCCAAGGACGACUACAGAUGAGGGGGGGACCGCCGCCGUCACCGUCUCUCGUUGUCCUCCUCCCCCAACCACCACCAACCACCCACCGGGCGUCCGUCCGUCCGUCUGCCUCAGAACAACCCUCCUCUCCUCCGACCUGACCAACAAACAAACAAACAAACAAACAAACAAACCGCGUCUCCAAGAAGCAGCUGUUCUCUGGGCUCCGGCUCCACGGCAGGUUCCAACCUCCCCAUCACCUGGACUUCCUCCUGCCCCUCUUUGCCUCCUCUCGUGGUGUCACAAGAUGACAAAAAAAAAGAAAAAGAAAAACUAUGCUGGAGAACUUCCUGUAGUUGUUUUUGUAAUGAUAACAUCGUCACCGUGUUUCUCGUUUCUUGUGCAAUGAUGACACUUUAGGUGUGAAGCCGAGAGAGAAAUGAGGGCAGUCCGGUCCACAGACCCACGCGUGUCCACAGCAGAUUACUUCUGUUUUUUUUUUUUUUUUAAAUCUCAACCAGUGCAAAAAAAAACAAAUAAAUCUCUCGAAGCGAUAAAUCAAAGCACCAAUCCUUCCGCAGUCUGUGCUGCUUCUUUCAACGCCUUUUUGGUAUUUAUUCAUCAGGAGAUUUUUUUUUUUUUGGAACAAAUUUGAAUAAUUUGAUACUUUGAGAGAGAAAACUAUCACCAUGUACAUAACACAGGUACGCUUCUAAUAAAUGUGACUCGUUGGGGUGCGUCUAAUUCCUGGAGGGGUGGUGCUCCACGUGUGUGGUACUGAUCUGUCUGCACUGACUGGAGGUCAAUGUGAAAAAUCAAACAUGUGAACUCCCAGCUAGCACAAAGGGCUUCAUGGGGGAGGGCAGGGGGACUUGUACUUUGUGUAUAGAAGGAUUUAUGGAGAGCUUUUACUUAUUUUCGUAUCGUAUUUUAACUGUCAACUCGAAUCAGAAAAGAAUUUUUAAAGGCGCUUUUUUUUGUUUUUGUUUUUUUCUCCUCCCCCCUCCUCAGAUAGUAUUUGAGGUCCAGUCAUCUAUCAGUGGGAUUUUCAUUUGAUUUUUUUAUUUUUAUUUUAUUUUUCCUCCUUUCGCUUUACACAACUCUCCGUGAGCGGUGUAUUUUCUUAUAAACCAGACCAGUAUGAUGCUUUAUUAUUGCAUGCACUUUAAUUUUUUUUUUCUUUUCCAGGUUAAAAGAAAAAGCAUGAAUCUGUCAGAGCUUUUAAUUAUAUUUGUAAAUAAAGUGCUCAUCACACGAACCAA
This is a messenger RNA of Stegastes partitus (bicolor damselfish), 4284 nucleotides long. It is a transcript of the gene taok3a, whose product is annotated as TAO kinase 3a. Gene Ontology annotation, biological process: protein phosphorylation; regulation of cytoskeleton organization. The coding region runs from base 362 to 3064 and encodes 900 amino acids. Gene Ontology annotation, molecular function: ATP binding; protein serine/threonine kinase activity. Gene Ontology annotation, cellular component: cytoplasm. Lineage: Eukaryota; Metazoa; Chordata; Actinopteri; Pomacentridae. The record is from RefSeq and is a predicted model, not a curated record. The transcript has 21 exons.